Oppiella nova is the source of this 1771-nucleotide messenger RNA. Lineage: Eukaryota; Metazoa; Arthropoda; Arachnida; Sarcoptiformes; Oppiidae. The record is from the annotation of a GenBank genome assembly.
GAUAAACAAGUUUUAUUUAAAGGCUUUUUGUUUGGUUUUUAAUAAUCAAAAACUGCAAAAUUGAUUAAAAUAUUAAUUUUGGAGUUAACAGAGAGUAAGUGUUGUAAAAGUAAUCACUGAUUGCAGCCAACAAUCAAACAGUCACUCAAUUACAGUGAAAAGUAACCCUUAAAUGAGAUUCAGUUUACGUGUAAUCCAGACAUUAGUUGAGUUGAAAUCACAUCAAUCACUACUACUUCACCGCAAAUAUAAUCAUUUGUUUGCAUUCAAAGCAAUCCAUCGCACGAUCAAUACAUCAGUGAAGACAUCAUCACAAAUGGGGAAGAAAGCCAUUCUUUUGGGCGUUUAUGAGAGAAGUGAUGACAAAGAGAGUUAUGUCUUCACAGAAAACGCCACCAAAUUUGAUGAGACAAUUGAUGGCAAACUCACGAAUGCCAUCAAUAUAAUCGGACCCUUGAAGAAGAGUAAGUGUCGAGUCUUUUAUGGGUUGAGUCCAUCGCAUCCAGUGGUGGCUGUCGUGGGUUUGGGUCCAAACAAUGCCGGCUAUAAUGACGCCGAAGAGCUCGAUGAGGACAGAGAGAACAUCCGCACUGCCAUUGCAGUCGGCGCCCGAACUCUCAGAGAUAUCGGAUCUAUUGAUGAGAUAGAUGUGGAUGACUGUGGCGAUGGUGUGGCGGCUGCUGAGGGCAGUCAUCUGAUUCUCUACAACUAUGACGAACUGAAAGGCGAUUCUCUGAAGAAACCGAACAUUAAAUUAAAUCAUUUGAACGCUUCCAAGAACUCGGAGGCAGAGCUCAAGUGGAACUACGGUCAGAGUCUGGCCGUCGGACAGAACUUUACCCGAAAACUGAUGGAAACGCCGGCGAAUCUCAUGACUCCCACAAGAUUUGCAAACAUUGCUGUCGAGCAGUUGACUAAAUUAGGUGUUGAGGUUCACGUGCGGGACAGGGCUUGGGCUGAGGCCAUGAAAAUGGGAUCCUUUCUGAGUGUCACUAAUGGUUCAGAACAACCGCCGGUCUUUUUGGAGGUUCAUUAUAACAACGCCCCGAACACUAAGCCUUUGGUAUUUGUGGGCAAAGGUAUCACUUUCGACAGCGGAGGCAUCUCAUUGAAGCCAUCCCUCAACAUGGAUAAAAUGAGGGCCGAUAUGGGCGGUGCAGCCAAUGUCAUCGGCGCCAUCCAUACCCUGGCCGCCACCAAAGCUGCCGUUAAUAUAAUCGGCAAUGGUACGGCUACCAAACCUGGAGAUGUGGUGUUCGCUAUGAACGGCAAAAGCAUUCAAGUGGACAAUACAGACGCCGAGGGAAGACUGGUGUUGGCGGACGCCCUUUGUUACGCACAUAAGUUUGAUCCGCAGCUUAUCGUCGAUAUGGCAACACUUACCGGUGCCAUGAGAGUGGCGUUGGGAGCGGCAGCUGUGGGCGUCUUCUCGACGACCACUAAACACUGGAAUCUGUUGCAGAAGUGUGGCGUUCAGACGGGCGACCGGGUCUGGAGAUUGCCUUUGUUCACUCACUUCACCAAACAAGUGACUGACAGUCAGUUGGCAGACCUCAAUAAUAUUGGAGGCGCCGGAUCCGGAGGGGCCUGUAUUGCUGCCGCUUUCCUCAAGGAGUUCGUCACUCAUCCAAAUUGGAUGCAUUUAGACAUCGCUGGUGUUAUGGACAACAAAGACGAGGUGCCGUAUUUGGGGAAAGGGAUGGCCGGCCGCCCAAUGAGGACUUUAGUGUAUUUCGCGAAAGCGUUAUUUAGCAAUGAAUUGAAUGAUUAA